AUGGCUCUCCGGAAGCAUUUUCUCUCGAUCGUCCUGUUCCUAUGUGCUUCCGUUCUCCUUUCCGGCCAACAUGCAGACGGUACAGAGGAGCCGAAGGUCUAUAUAGUUCACGUCAAACAGCCGGAGGGCGAAAACUUCUCCGUGGCGGAGCAAUGGGCACCGUGGUACUCCUCUCUGUUGAACGGAGCAACUGACGUAUUCGGACUUGCGUCCGAGCAAGAUACCGCGGCGUCGCGCAUUAUCUACUCCUACCGCAACGUCAUGACUGGCUUCUCUGCGCGCCUCACCGACAAGGAGGUGGAGGCCAUGUCGAAGCUGGACUGGUUCCUGCACGCCUACCCGAGCCCUGUGUACCGUCCGCUGACCACCCACACCCCCAUGUUCCUGGGGCUUAGGUACGGCGGCCACAGCGUGUGGAACGCCACCAACAUGGGCGAAGGCAUCAUCAUCGGCGUCCUCGACAGCGGCGUCACCCCCGGGCACCGUUCCUACGAUGACCACGGUAUGCCGCCGGCGCCGGCCAAGUGGAAGGGGCGCUGCGACUUGAACGCGACGGUGUGCAACAACAAGCUCAUCGGCGCAAGGUCCUUCAUCAAAUACAACAACGUCACGCGCCGGUCGACCGACGAGCCGAUCGAUUAUGAUGGGCACGGCACUCACACGUCGACCACCGCUGCCGGGGCGUUCGUGAAGGGUGCCAACGCCAACGGGAGCGCCAAGGGCGUCGCGUCCGGGAUGGCGCCGCGCGCUCACAUCGCCGCCUACAAGGUGUGCUACGGGAGCCAAUGCCUGGGUCAUGACAUCUUGGCUGGCAUGGACGCCGCUGUCGACGACGGGGUCGAUGUGCUCUCCGUCUCGCUCGGCGGAGACUCUGAACAUUUCCACUCCAACCCCAUCGCGCAGGGCGGCUUCAACGCCAUCAACAGAGGAGUCUUCGUCAGCUGCUCGGCCGGAAAUUCCGGACCGGACCACAACACCCUGUCGAACGAUGCGCCGUGGUUGCUCACAGUGGGCGCAAGCACCAUGGACCGCUCCCUCUUGGCCACGGUGAAGCUCGGGGACGGACAAGAGUUCGAUGGCGAGACAAUGUAUCAGCCGCACGAUUUCGGGUCCAAAAUGCUGCCGCUGAUGUACCCAAAUGGGAAUGAGCAGUCCUCCCUCUGCGUCAGCGGCUCUUUGGAUAGAUUCGACGUACGUGGAAAGAUUGUGUUGUGCGACCGCGGCCGAAACAGUAGAAUCGAAAAGGGUCAAGUCGUCCAGUUCGGCGGCGGCGCCGGGAUGAUACUUGCGAAUGCACCGGUGGACGGGUACACCACCGUUGCCGACCCCCAUGUGCUCCCUGCAUCAAACGUUCCCCAUGCUUACGGACUCAAGAUCAAGUCCUACAUCAACUCGACUUCUUCUCCCACGGCAACGAUCAUCUUCAAGGGCACCGCCAUGAACACGGCCCACUCGCCGGCGAUGGCCUCGUUCUCCUCCCGCGGACCCAGCCAAAUCACGCCGGGGAUCCUGAAGCCGGACAUCACGGGGCCGGGCGUGAGCGUCCUCGCCGCGUGGAAGGACCAGAAGUUCAACAUGAACUCCGGCACCUCCAUGUCCUGCCCUCACCUCUCCGGCAUCGCCGCCCUGAUCAAGAAAGCGCACCCCGAUUGGUCGCCGGCCGCGAUCAAAUCCGCGAUAAUGACGACGGCAUACGUGACGGACAACAGCCGAGGGCCGAUCCUCGACGAGAGACACCUCCCGGCCGACUUCUUCGCGAUAGGAGCGGGACACGUGAACCCUCCGAAUGCCAUCGACCCCGGUCUCGUCUACGACCUCACACCCCAAGACUACAUCCCUUAUCUCUGCGGCCUCUACGACAGCACUUAUGUUCAAGUGAUAGUUCGUAAGCACGUCGAUUGCUCGUCUGUGAAGAGCAUCAGCGAAGGAGAGCUCAACUAUCCUUCCAUAUCGGUCACUCUGCCGGCCAACAGUUCGACGUCGAUCAGCUACACACGGACGGUGACCAACGUCGGGGAGCCCAAGUCGACGUACACGGUGAAGCUUGACGUGCCGAAGGAGGUAUCGGCGGGCGUGACGCCAACAACGCUCUCGUUCAACGAGGUGAACCAGAAGCAAAGCUUCAGCAUCAGCUUCAGGAGGAACGGAGGUGGGUCGGGCGCAGUGCAGGGGCAGCUGCUGUGGGUGUCAGGGACGCACGUGGUCAGGAGCCCGAUCUCCAUCAAGCUGGAGUAAUCCAUGCAUGCAGGGGCGACAAAGGGAACGUCAUCAUAUACGAUGUUCUCUCUCCGGAGAUG
Molecule: messenger RNA, 2297 nt
Organism: Musa acuminata subsp. malaccensis (wild Malaysian banana)
Lineage: Eukaryota; Viridiplantae; Streptophyta; Magnoliopsida; Zingiberales; Musaceae
Product: subtilisin-like protease 4
Biological process (GO): proteolysis
Molecular function (GO): serine-type endopeptidase activity
Source: RefSeq, a predicted model, not a curated record